GUCCCUUCCGGGUGGCGGCGCCCGCACCGAAGAUGGCGGCGCCCAUCAAGAUCAAGGCGAGCGAGCGGGGUUAGGGCCGCGCCGUCGGGGCCGCCGCGGCCAUGGGCAACGCGCUGGGCCCCGCCGCUCGCCGGGCGCCGCGCCGGGCCGAGCCGCUCGGGAACCCCGGCAGCUUCGACGAGCUGCACCGGCAAUGCAAAGAGGUUUUCCCCCAGCAGAUGGAGGGGGUGAAGCUGAUCGUCAACAAAGCGCUGAGCAGCCACUUCCAGGUGACCCACACCGUCCACAUGAGCACCCUCGGGCCUUCCAGCUACCGCUUCAACACCACCUACGUGGGUGACCGGCAGCUCAGCCCCACCGAGGCCUUCCCCACGCUGGUCGGGGACAUGGAUAACUGCGGCAGCCUCAACGCCCAGGUGCUGCACCUCGUGGCGGAACGAAUCCGGACCAAAGCCGUCUUCCAGGACCCCGUUGCGGUGCCGAUCCCAUUCCAGACCCAUCAGUCCAAGUUCGUGACGUGGCAGUUUGACGGCGAGUACAGGGGGGACGACUGCACGGCCACCCUCACGCUGGGCAACCCCGACCUCCUCAGCGAAUCCGAGCGUGACCUCCCGCUUGGUGCUGGGUGGAGAGAUGGUUUAUCACCGGCGGCCCGGCGAGGAGGGGGCUAUCGUCACGCUGGCGGGGAAAUACACGGGUAUGAGGGGGAGCUGGGGCACCCCGUGCUCGAAGGGGCCCCGAGGAGAGCCCGCAGGCGCAGCGUGGGGCCACCUCGCCGUCCCCAGGGAUGUCCCGGGCUCCCCUCGGCCCUUUUGGGGUUUCUUUUUUGUUUGUUUUUUCCAGCUCUCAAGUGGGUGGCGACGCUGAACGUCGGGUACGGCGGCGCCCACGCCAGUUAUUACCACAAAGCCAACGAGCAGGUCCAGGUUGGGGUGGAGCUGGAGGCCAACACACGGCUGCAAGACACCACCUUCGCCUUUGGCUACCAGCUCAACCUGCCGCAGGCCAACAUGGUCUUCAGAGGGCUCCUGGACAGUAAUUGGUGCGUAGGGGGAGUGCUGGAGAAGAAAUUACCCCCCCUGCCCGUCACCCUGGCUCUGGGCGCUUUCCUCAACCACUGGAAGAACCGUUUCCACUGCGGCUUCAGUGUCAUCGUGGGCUGAGGAGGCUGGGGGUGCCCGAGCAGAGCGAGCACCCACCUGCGCGCAAGCCGGCAGAUCCUGCCACCUUCCUGCUCAGGGAGCCUCGGCGCGCCGCGAGGGCGCCGGCCGGCGCCCCACUCCCGGCCCGUGGGCCUGCCGCCCGCGGGGGUGACCGAUUUUUUCUUUCCCCCCCCCUCCUCCGUCCCAGGACUGACCGCGCUGCUGGGGCUUGGGGUGGUGGGGGCGGGCCGUGCGCAAGGGGGGCGCCGGUGCCUCGCUGCUGGGGGACACCGUGUGACAGCGUGUGACGGCGUGUGAGCUAUUAAAGCCUUGGGGCUGAUGAGCGGCUGCUUUUUGGCGGUGGGGGGGGGACGAUGGGGACAAGCGGACGCGUUGCUGCCCGGGCCCUGGGGGGACCUCCGUCUUUCGCAGGUUGGGCUCUUGCCACCCCGCGUGGUCCCCGGCUCUUGCCCGUGCUGCUCUCCUCGAGCAUCCCUCUUUCCUUCCGCUCCCACCUCUCCCUGGCCUCAGUUUUCCUCCGGCCGCGUGAGGAGCCGCUCCGAGCGGCGGAGGACGUGGCACGGGCUGGAAGUGCCCGGCAGUGCCUGGAGCCAGGGGCGCGUUCACACAAACGCAUCUACGGAGCCUGGAAAAAUAAAGGAGCUUUAUUCUACCUUGUAAA
Rhea pennata is the source of this 1824-nucleotide messenger RNA. RefSeq names its product translocase of outer mitochondrial membrane 40 like (gene TOMM40L). Gene Ontology annotation, molecular function: transmembrane protein transporter activity. The transcript has 8 exons. Bases 102 to 1163 code for a protein of 353 amino acids. The record is from RefSeq and is a predicted model, not a curated record. Gene Ontology annotation, biological process: protein import into mitochondrial matrix. Gene Ontology annotation, cellular component: mitochondrial outer membrane translocase complex; mitochondrial outer membrane. Lineage: Eukaryota; Metazoa; Chordata; Aves; Rheiformes; Rheidae.